AUGUCUGUUAAGUUUGUGGGGGUUUACGGUAAAUGGGAUGUAGACAAAGAUGGAGUGGGCGUAAUAUAUUGCGCCGAAUGUAAGAAUAGCACCGAAGGGGUCAAAGUUAUCGCAACAUUCAAGCAAUGUAUUGGUGCCUACCCUACGGGACAGGAGAUCAAUAAGCAGGGUGACCAGCUUAAGGCUAAGGGCACCGAUACGUGUAUCACUGAAUUUAAUAAAUACAUAGACUCGACAAAAGGCAAGGAGGACAAGGAUCAGGAUAAACUGAAAGCAUGUGCUCAAUCAUUGUUCAAGGCAAAUGAAUUUUAA
Messenger RNA from Oppiella nova, 312 nucleotides. NCBI's taxonomy places the organism in Eukaryota, Metazoa, Arthropoda, Arachnida, Sarcoptiformes, Oppiidae. The record is from the annotation of a GenBank genome assembly.